UGUUUCUUGACAACUUGAAACUAGCGCGGCUUUUAACGCGCGGAGCAGCGAGGGAGAGAGAAAGAGAGUGGGGGCACAACUACACGAAACCUUAAGCCUCCCUUUGGUAUCAGUGUUAUGAGGAGACAUUCCCCUAAACGGCGGCAAUACGGCGGUGCAAAUGGGAAUGGGGGUGACUUUCCAACAGCAGCAGCCGCAUCAUCAUCAUCGGGGCUCGGAAGGUCUCGUUCAGCUCCUUCGGAGACAGUUGCUCCGUCGAAGCUGGCCUCUCCUUACCGUAAGCGUAACGCGCCAUCAUCCCGGCCGGAUGCCUCCACCAUGAGAUCGAAGUCGGUGUCGGGGUCCGCGCGGGAGGCGGGGGGUGCUCGCGCGUCAACCCGGCCUGGUGCAAGGGACCACUCAAUGCCUCCUUCCUCGUGGUGGGGGGCGGGGCCGGUUCUCCCGCGGCCAAUCAUCAAGGAGGGCAUCCUCAAGAAGCGAGGGGGAAGGAUGAACUCUUGGGGAGACAGGCACGUUUCACGGUACUUUAUCUUGAGAGAGGACCUACUGGAGCAGUAUGCCAAGGGCGAAAAUCCGGCAAACUCCCAGCCCAAGCACUGCUACGCGUUGGAUCCAUCCUGCUCGGUGUCCGACAUCAAGGAGGCCAAGGCCGGGGGUCGACCUCUCUACUACUUUGACCUGGCGUGGCCGUCGCUAUCGGCAUUCAAAGAGGAGGCGGAGGACGAAGGGGAUGCCGACAGCGGGAGGUCUGACGCCGAGGGGGACGGCCGCGACUCCGAGGCGGCGGCUAUCAACGCCACCUGCUCCCCGGGCAGCAACAUCGCCACGCCGUUGGACUCACCCACGGACGCGGGGAACAAGGGGCGGGGGUACGGGUCGGAGGAUGGGCUGCUGCCCGUGCCGGUAGUGCCGCCUUCGAUGGAGCGAGUCGACAGCAGCAGCUCGCUGACGGGGCAGCCAGAAGUGAGGUUCCGAGGGCCCAGGAGCACCACUACCAACGGCCCGGGGGGGUCGGUGACCGUGUCGCCGAAGCCGUUCCCGCACAAGCGAAGCGCGGGCGGGGGGGGAGAGGAAGGAGACGAUACGACACGCAACGAGACUAUCCAGGGCAUGGUGGCGGCGCAACGCGAGAAUGAGACGAGGAUGGCGAGGUUAAAGCUGGAGGAGCUUGGGCAGCUGUCGGAGUACGAGCGAGAGAAGGAGCGGAACAGGAAGAAGAAGAAGAAGGACGGGAAGGGCGUUCUCAACACCAAGGGUCAGGCUGUGGCGGCUACGGCGGUUGGGGUGUCAUGGCUGACGGCGGGUAUCUUGACCGGCGGGCUUGUCAUCGCCGGGACGAUGGUUGCGGCCGGUGUUACCGUGGGGUCCGUUGGGGCGUACAACAAGUACAAGAGCUCGAAGAAGCCCGACGGCUCGCCGGGUCGUGUGCGGGUCGCAAGCUUCAAGGCCGAAACCGUGGAGCAAUGGAGACAGGCAGUGCUGGACCAGCUCGAGAACCUCCGAGCGCAGCCGCGACAAGACGCGGAGAGAUCGAUGUGGGCCAAGUCGGGCCUGGGGCUGGGGCUACCCGGGUGGUUCGUUAGACCAGAGGGCCCCCCGCCCGCCCUGAAGGCGAUAGACCUGAGAGUAGUGGAUAGCUUGCUCAGCAACUCGGUGUGGGUAUCACGAGGCGUCACGCACGGGUUGCCAGUGUUGCAGCAGCAUGUGGGUGCCGUCGCUGGCUUGGAAAGCGGGUCGGACAACGAGGAAUGCGCCCAAGCCGUGGCGCAGCCGAGCUGGGGUCUUGGUGGCUCGGGACCCGUUCUCAAGACGCAGACCAUCGUGCGAGCAAGUCCUCUGGAAACCUUUGUCGCGCUCAUGGCACCGCCUAGGAUGUCGCACACGACGGUCGUGAGCGGGACCUACACGGUGCAGUCUCUCGACGACCACUCGGACGUCGUGCGCAUUUGUCUCCGCCCAGCGUGGCUUAAGGUGGCCUGGGCGUCUCCGAGAGACUUCUGCCUUGCCAGGUACUGGCACAUGGCGGAGGACGGUUGCUACAUCAUGGUCCUGUCGAGCAUGGAGCACCAUGAUUGCCCUAUCGACCCGGAGUUCGUGAGAGGCGAGGCUCACCUGGUGUUCACCAUCGCCCCGCGAAGGGACAGCGUCCCGGGCGGCCACGCCUCUCCGGAAUGCAUGCUGUCGUGCCAUGUGCAGGUGGAUCCGAAGGGAUGGGUGUGGAACCGGCUCGGGUUUAGAGAGCUCUACACGACGCACGUUCUCAUGACCGCGCUUGAGGUGCGCGGCGUGAUCGAGGCCGAGCGAUUUAUGACCCCGCGCAUCAGCCUCCGUCCCGACCCCGCCGCGGGCGGUUUCGACAACGGACAGAUCCGGGUGGGCCCCAGGUCCGCCGACGGGAGCCCUUUCCUGUUCGAGGUCUUGGGGCCGACGGGGCCAGAGUCGAGCCAGGAGACCGGGGGGGCUCCGGCGACCGAAAAUGUAUUGGACUGUUCCAGGGGGGGGGGGGGGA
Ectocarpus sp. CCAP 1310/34 is the source of this 2509-nucleotide messenger RNA. The record is from the annotation of a GenBank genome assembly. Lineage: Eukaryota; Phaeophyceae; Ectocarpales; Ectocarpaceae.